AUGUCGGGCGAUUCCCUGAGAUACAUACCCCUGACCUACGAUCAUGCGGAUUCACAGGCCUCAGCGCUUAGGCUGGUACUCUCCAUAAAACCAGACUGGGAAGGCUCCGGCAACAAUAUUGAAUUCGUGCGAUUCACAGACGGGAUAACGAAUACUCUACUCAAGAUCAUCAACCGGAAGCCCGGCUUGACUGAUGAACAGAUCGACAAUGAGGCCAUCUUAAUGCGCGCCUAUGGUAACCAUACUGAGAUACUCAUAGAUCGCGAAAGGGAGACUAGAUCUCACACUUUGCUCGCCCAACACGGUCUCGCUCCUCCGCUUCUAGCCCGGUUCAAGAAUGGCUUAUUGUAUUGCUUUAUCCGCGGCCAUGUCACGUCUCCCGCAGACCUCACAAAGCCGUCUGUCUGGAGAGGUGUUGCUCGUCGACUAGCUCAAUGGCAUGCUUCUCUUCCCAUCACUCAAUCCAAUGAGAGUAGCCAAUUUUCAGAUUCAGCCGAGGAGUCACCAACGGAGGAUUGCUGUGAUUUAGCCAAGCCCAAUGGGGCGUCUAAAGCCCAGCCGGAGACCAACAUUACUCCCAUCCGGCCGCGACAAGCUGGACCUAAUAUGUGGACGGUCCUACAAAAGUGGAUUCUUGCAUUGCCGGCCCUGACAGAAGAGCAGAGGCUACGCCAAAGGUCGCUUCAAGGUGAACUGGAGCGCCUCGUAGACGAGCUUGAUGAUGGUAGUGGCAUUGGCGACAAUGGGUUGGUCUUCGCUCACUGCGACCUACUAAGUGCCAAUGUUAUUGUGCAGCCUCAGACAGCGACGAACGGACAUGCCAACGGACAUGAACACUCCAAGGAGGUUCAAUUCAUUGAUUACGAAUAUGCCACGCCGUCACCAGCUGCAUUUGAUAUUGCCAACCAUUUUGCUGAAUGGGGCGGAUAUGAUUGUGACUACAACAUGUUGCCGACACGUUCCGUACGCCGCGAUUUCCUGACCGAAUACGUGAAGAGCUUUUCCCAGCACGGUGGCAAAGGCAUCGAUGCUAAUAAGGAGCAACAUGAGAUUGUCGAGAAAUUGUUCCAAGAUGUGGAUAGGUUCAGAGGGAUACCUGGGUUUUACUGGGGUGUAUGGGCUCUUAUCCAAGCAACUAUUUCUCAGAUUGACUUUGAUUACGCAUCCUACGCCGAAGUUCGCUUAGGCGAGUACUGGGCCUGGCGUCGUGAAAGCGAUGCCGGCUACUCUAUGGACGCAAAAGAAGAGAAACCAUUACGAGAACGCAGAUGGGCGCAGGAAGCCUAG
Messenger RNA from Talaromyces atroroseus, 1287 nucleotides. RefSeq lists its product as hypothetical. Gene Ontology annotation, cellular component: cytoplasm. Gene Ontology annotation, molecular function: choline kinase activity; ethanolamine kinase activity. Gene Ontology annotation, biological process: phosphatidylcholine biosynthetic process; phosphatidylethanolamine biosynthetic process. The transcript has 5 exons. Lineage: Eukaryota; Fungi; Ascomycota; Eurotiomycetes; Eurotiales; Trichocomaceae. The record is from RefSeq and is a predicted model, not a curated record. The coding region runs from base 1 to 1287 and encodes 428 amino acids.